AUGGCAAUAUGGACUGGAUACUGGCCAGAUCCAGACUUGUCUCGCGGGCUGGAGCUCACUCCCCUUGCGGCAAGCCCAAAGGUUACAAGAAGCUUCGUCCAGACCAUCAGGUGCUGGACUGCGCUGCAGGCAGGGCCGGCGUAUCAGAUAUUCGUUACCCAAUUCAAACCGCAGCUUAAUAUAUAUCUGGAAAAUGACCCGGACCUUAUGUUGGGACCCAGGGCGAGAUACACGUGCUGCAUGGUCGGACGCUCUGAAUACAAAAUCUAUCCGGCCAUCAUACUCCACAGCCCCGACGAGAGCUUUUGCAGGAAGGUGGACAAAAUCAUCCGCUCAAGCGACGAGUGGAAGAUCUUCAAGAAAUCAAAUCCGCUGUUCGUGCUAAUAACAGCGGCCCGAGCGCCCAGCAGAAUCUCACCAGGAACAUCUCCACACGAUGGGGACGAGGCUGGUGAUGAUCAGGUUACCGUAAUCAGUCAUGAACCAGCUCAUCGGCUUUUUGGAACGUCGAUUUCUUUUCAGAAGUCCGGCCCUUCCCCUUCCCCGAUGGGUGGCAAUGCCACUCUGGGAGGCAUUGUGUUCCUGGAUGGUGUCCCAUACGGCCUCACAGUGGCCCACGCGCUCAAUUCGUCGCAACAACACGACCGACCUCAGUCCUCUCUGAAUCUUGGGUUUCCCUGUGUCGAAAUGUAUGGCUUUGGUGAUGAAGAUGAUUCCCUAUUCGCCGCCCUGGCCCAGGACGAGCCAACGGAACCGGACACCAUUGAGACUGACACAGAAGGUCUCUCUGGGCCUGUUCAAGGUACUGUUCGACCGGAAAUGUCCCGAAGCUCUCAAGGGGCUUUACAACAAUCCUCUGAUGAUGGCAAGGAUUGGGCAUUAAUCAAACUAAGCCCAGCGCAAGCAGUACAAGCGAGGACCAGAAAUCUGAACUACCUACCAGGACUGGUGCUACAAAACGGUGAACCUCUUGUCGUCAGCCGUAUGGGAGUUGUUAGCUCUCAAGAACAGCGUGUGCUACUUGUGACAGCUUCUAAGGGGGCUAUGCAGGGCACCGUGAGCUCGACGCCCUCUUUUUACAGGUCUGACGGACAAAGAAGAUUUGGUGAGGUUCUCAGUGUCCGUCUAGACCGAGGACUUGUGUUCGGCGACAGCGGAUCAUGGGUGAUUGACGCGGCAGAAGGUUUCUGGUUAGGCCACAUUAUAGCAGAGGAGCCCUCGGAGACAGUGGCUUAUCUUGUGCCUGCCCACAUCAUUGCUCAAGAUAUCGAACUGAAGGUUGACGCUCGUUUCUCGAUCGCCGGUCCGGCAGUGGGAGAUGGUGCUUCGGUCUCUGCCUCAGCAACAACCUCGUCGGACAACGCACUAGUCAGCCAAUCGAGUCCCACCGACGGACCAGAAAGCCUGAACAUUCUAGAUGCCGAACUGGGCGCCGUAUCUCUCGUCUCGGAGACUAAACAGCCCAGUGAACAAGAUGAUUACGAUGUCAGGCCUGAUGACAUCGUCAUUGCAGUUGUCGGUGUAACCGGAAGCGGAAAGAGUACUUUUAUCUCUCAGUUCUCCGAAACGAGUGUCAUCAUUGGCCACGGCCUAGAUUCAUGCACAAAUACCGUGAGCAUCUACAAAUGCCACUCCCCCUCGAUCCGCAGGUUUUUCAUGAUUGAUACCCCCGGCUUCGAUGAUACCUACAAAUCUGACUCGGAUGUUUUAUCCGAUAUCGCAAUCUGGCUGCGUGAUGCAUAUCAGAGGAACUUUCUAUUGACCGGAAUCAUUUAUCUCCAUCGAAUCAUAGAUGUGAGAUUCGGCGGAGCGUCAAUGCUUAAUCAACGGCUAUGGCGACGUAUUUGCGGAAAGGAUGCCCUCCCUCAUGUCGUCCUCGCUACGACUUUCUGGGACCAGAUCGAUGAAGUUCUUGGCGCUGAGCGCGAAUCGGAACUUGCGAACAAGGAGGACAUCUGGGGUUCUUGGAUUGAAAAGGGCAGUGUCUUGUUCCGUCAACGUGACCGGGACUCUGCAGAGCAGAUCAUCAACAUGUUCGCAAGAAAGCGAAGUGGUGGCCAAGGGACGAUGAUUCUGACCCUGCAAAAGGAGCUGGUGGACGAAGGUAAGAGUCUGGAUCGAACUUCGGCCGGUGCAGAAUUGCAAGUCCGCCUGGAAGCGGUACAAAAAAGGUACGAGGCGGAACUAGCGAGCGUAAGAGAAGAACUGAUGGAAGCACUGGAAGCACAUGAUAGAGAACUUGAAGCUCAACUGGAAAAAGAACGGCGUGCUCUUGAGCAGCGUCUGGAUCGUGAACGCGUGGCACGACAAAAGCUCAAAGCCGACACGAGAGGUUAG
Messenger RNA from Exophiala spinifera, 2337 nucleotides. RefSeq lists its product as uncharacterized. Gene Ontology annotation, molecular function: GTP binding. Lineage: Eukaryota; Fungi; Ascomycota; Eurotiomycetes; Chaetothyriales; Herpotrichiellaceae. The transcript has 5 exons. The record is from RefSeq and is a predicted model, not a curated record. The coding region runs from base 1 to 2337 and encodes 778 amino acids.